GAAUGCCACCCAUGCCAACAGCUUGGCUGCACCUUUUCACCUAGUUAAAAGCAUGAGUCACCCAAAUGUGACAAAAAUUUAUAACGUGUCCCUCAAAGAGUGGGGAGUCGAAGAGCUGGAAACUAUAAUUGCAAGAUGUGAAAAUCUGUCGACUUUGAAUGCAGAGAAGCUAGAAAGGUUUUACCAAAACGGUCUGGCCUCACCUGUAUCGCUCUGUGUACAAAUAGAACUUUGCGGGCCAGACCUGUUGUCUUGGUUGAGAAUUGGAAAAACAGUGGAUGAAAAUUUGUCGGAAAUUCAGUACAAAAUCAUUUCCGGAAUUCUGGAUGGAUUGAGAUAUCUUCACCAAAAUGAUAUCGUGCAUCGUCACAUCAGUCCGGAAGCUGUCAUGUUUUCCCACACGUUAACGACGGAGUACAUUGUUCCCGUAAAAAUUUCAAGUUUCCAGUUUUGCCGCCCCAUAAAUUUUGACCGCCGAGAGAGUCAAGAUGGUGGUGACUUGGUCAGUGUUACUGAUCCUUUGCUAUAUUACUACGAUCUUUAUCUAGCUCCAGAAGCUAAAUCUAGCUCCAGAAGCUAAAUCUAGCUCCAGCACUGCUACUUGUUCCAAGACGUUCGAUAUAUUUUCGGCUGGGCUGCUCUGUCUGGCUGUACUUUUACCGCCAAAUAGGAAAACGUCGUCCGAAUUGUACUAUAAAAUAGUGCACGAAAAUGACUCCAGCGUUAUACCGGAGCAUCCGGAAAUCACGAAUGCGAAGGAAUUGAUUAUUCAGAUGAUGAAGCGACGGCCAGCCGAUCGCCUGCAAAAUCUUGAUCAGGUGCAUUUCAGACGAACACCCGUUUCCAAAAAUAUCUGUACGUCCCCCAUCACAAUUUCUCCUGAUUUCACAUGGUUAGAUGAAACACAGUUCGAAAAUUUCCUUGGCUCAGGAUCAUUCGGGUUUGUCAUGGGGACGCGAAGUAAGGAAGCCGUCAAAUUCAUUUCUCUGUCAGAAACUGACGGACCGGAGCGGGACGUUGAGCGGAAACAAGUCACCCGGGAGUACAAGACAAUGGUGUUGGCGAAAAAUCAUCCAAAUAUUGUGCAAAUUUUGGCAUGUUCGGAAAAGUUUUUCACGUCGGACUCCCUGAAUGACAUUCUUCACAAGGUUUCACUACCGGAAGAAGUCAACGAUUCAAUUUAUCUGCACGCAGCACGUGCCCGCAAGCACAAAAUUAUAAUUCCAACGUUCUGUAUUAAGAUGGCAAUCUGCGGACAAUCUUUGCGUGAAUGGUUAUCCGAUAUGCAUGAUAAGCCACGUACCUCAUACAUGCAAGAUUUUCAAGUUGAGAUUAUUUCAAAUUUACUGGCGGGAUUUAAAUAUCUACAUUUUCAUAAAAUUAUACAUCGUGAUUUUAGACCGGAGAAUGUGUUGUUCUCUUACUCGCGACAUAAGAAAUACAAGCUGCCCGUUAAAAUUGGGGAUUUUGGCCUGGCUCGAUUUUUGCCCGAUUAUGAGGAAAGAUUGACAUCUCGAGUUGGAGCAAAUUCAUAUCGAGCACCGGAAGCGGAGACGUCUUUUUAUGGGGUUCAAGCCGACAUAUUUUCACUGGGGUUGGUAUUUUGGGAGGUGCUGCAACUGCUCGACCCAAAAAUUAGGAAAUCCAUGUUUUACAAGUUGGUGCACGACUAUGAAAACCAUCCCUUUCUUGUUGAAGACCAUCCAAGAUUAGUGAACGCGAAGGAACUCGUGGUCACCAUGACCAAACGACUGUAUCGAGAAAGGCUGCGAACCAUGGAGGAUGUGGUUCUACAAUUAUGUGAGGUGCAGCCUUAAGGGAUUGGUUUGUUCCACGUGUCACACCUUAGGAACAUGGACUAUUCCGUUUUAUGGACCAAUGUUUCCGAAAUUUUAUCUCUUGGAAAAUCAUAUGUAUGUGCCAUUUUUAAUGGUUCAAAAUAAAAUCCUGAAAUGUCUCCUA
Molecule: messenger RNA, 1962 nt
Organism: Folsomia candida
Lineage: Eukaryota; Metazoa; Arthropoda; Collembola; Entomobryomorpha; Isotomidae
Product: interferon-induced, double-stranded RNA-activated protein kinase-like
Exons: 2
Coding region: 774-1817 (347 amino acids)
Biological process (GO): protein phosphorylation
Molecular function (GO): protein kinase activity; ATP binding
Source: RefSeq, a predicted model, not a curated record